Molecule: messenger RNA, 21859 nt
Organism: Seriola aureovittata
Lineage: Eukaryota; Metazoa; Chordata; Actinopteri; Carangiformes; Carangidae
Product: histone-lysine N-methyltransferase 2C-like
Biological process (GO): positive regulation of transcription by RNA polymerase II
Cellular component (GO): MLL3/4 complex; nucleus
Molecular function (GO): histone binding; transcription coactivator activity; histone H3K4 methyltransferase activity
Source: RefSeq, a predicted model, not a curated record
CAUGGCCUCCAUGACGGAGCGACCGCUUCAACUUUAAUUUUUCGCCAAUUUUCAGCUGAAAACCGUCUUUUUUUCCUUUCACUGUAAACGGGAAUGUUUCGUCGGACAAUCUUAUCAUGCCAGAUGUGUGAAACAGAUGUUAUCUUUCGGAGACGUUCGCUGUUGGGUGUAAACAGAUCGGUUUAAGUUGGCUGGAAAGCUGGAGAGGAAAAAGAGAAUUGCAUCAAAUCAAAUGCCAUCUGAGGCCCAGUCUCAGGAGCCCCGGGACAGAGGACCGCCCCCUCCCGUCACUCGGGCCGGACGCAGCGCUCAGCUGGCCAAAGCUGCUGCUACGAACCCCGCCCCUGAGAGGCGGCCUCGUGGACGGCCUCGGAAAGAUGGGAGCAGCAGCCGAUCUGCGCCUCCCGCCCUUCCUCCUCCUCCUCCUCCUCCUCCUCCACCACCACCUCCUCCACCGCCUCCAAAAUCAAGGAAGAAGGGGCGGAGUCGAGGUCGAGCCCAGGUAGAGGAUGAGGAGAGCAUGGACGCCACGGAGAAGAAAGCCCCUCAGAAGACAGAGGUGAAGGAGGGGAAGGAGGUGAAGGAGAGGACAACAGGACGCCGUCGAUCCACCUCCAGGAGGAAAUCUAACACAAACCCAGAACCUGACCCGUACCCUGAACCCAGCCAGGACGGGCUCAGUCAAGAGCCUAAGCUGGACCCUGACCCUGGUCCAUCUCACCCUGCUCCCACAAUCUCAGAGUCCAGCCCAGAACCUGCUCCCAGUGUGGAGGAGGAGGACAGAACCAGCCCUGCUCCUACUGCUGAGCUCUCGGUCUCCCCCCCCGGAUCAGCUUCCAGUCCUGGGGAAGAACCUCAAGUCAGCCCCCUGCCCGCCCCCCAGUGUCCUUCCCCGAACCGUAGCCCGGCUCACAGCCCCAUUCCCGGUCCUGUGGAGGAGGACCGGCUCAGCCACAGCCCAGCCCCCAUGGAGGUGGACUGCAGUCCCGGCACGGUUCCUAUGGAGAAAGAGGGGGGCAGGGCAAGUCCUGGGGCCAGUCCCAUGGAGCAGAGUCCCGACCUGAGUCCCUGCUUCAGCCCUCCGGUCUCCCCCUGUCUUCAGCUGGAGGACGAGGACUCGCUGUCCCCCCUGUUCCAGAGGUCGCUGUCAGAGGACUCCGGGGGCUCGCCCACCCCCAGCCUGGGACACACCAAAAAACGUCUGAAGCAGUGUGCCUUCUGCUACUGUGGCGAUGAGCCUCCUCUGGGCCAGGGCCGCCUGGCGGUGUUUGGCCCGACGCCCGGCUACAUCCCUCUCCACAUCCUCAACCGCCGCGCCUCCUCUGACCGAGACAAUGACUGCCAUGACCACUGCUACCGUGGCGACCAGGCCCCAUCCUUGUGCAGCAGUCCGGAGCAGUGUGAGUCUUCCUCCGAGUUCGUGGAGCAGCUCGGACCCAUCGGCCUUCCACACGACAUCAACGUCCAGUCACUGUUCGACCCAACAGGUCAGUGCUGCGCUCACCUGCAGUGUGCAGCCUGGUCAGAGGGGGUGUGUCGAGGCGAGGGCCAAUCACUGCUCUACGUGGACAAAGCCAUCGACUCAGGAAGCACACAGGUGUGUGCGUUCUGCCGUCGGCUCGGGGCUUCGCUGCGUUGCCGGGAGAUGGGCUGUGGGCGGAGCUACCACUUCCCCUGUGCUGCUGCCGCUGGGGCUCAUCAGGACUGGAACCAGAGACACACACUGUGUACAAGACACACACACACAGUCUCUUCACAGUGUGUGUUGUGUUCCGGUGGCUGUGAUGACAGCAGUCUGUUGAUGUGUUGUUGCUGUGGUAACCAUUACCAUGGCAGUUGCCUGGACCCCCCUUUGGCCCCCUCCCCCCUGUGCCGGGCAGGUUGGCAGUGUCCUCAGUGUCGAGUGUGUCAGAGCUGCAGGUUGCGAGGGGAUGACGGUGCGUUGCUGGUGUGUGAGCACUGUGAUAAAGCUUACCACACACACUGUCUAACACCACCUCUGGAUAACACACAGAGCACCGGCUGGAGCUGCAAGAACUGCAGAAUCUGCCGCCGCUGUGGUGUGAGGUCAUCAGGUCAGUGGGCCAAUCACCCAUUUCUGUGCGAGUCAUGUGACCCGGCCCUGCCCUGCCCUCUCUGUGGCCACACCCCCAACAUCUACACACCACAGGAAUAUCUCACCUGUACCUGCUGCUAUAGGUGUGUCCAUACAGAGUGCAUUGUCCAGGCCGGGGAGGGCAGGGCAGGGUCUGAAAGUUACAUCUGCUCCACCUGCAGGCCUCAGGAGGAAGAUCUAAUUCUGAACACUCCAACCCCACACAGUCCUACCCCAGCCUUGCCCGUCAGUCCCAUUUGCAUUUCACAACCACCAAUUUGCAGUCAUACUGAGGGUUCACCCACCAGUCCUACCCCUCAUAGCCCAGUCCAGCUAGUCUGCUCAGAGCCACCACAGAGUCCUAUUGAGACAAUGUCUACACCAUUACAGCAGAGUCUUACACCAUCUCACCCUGACCCAUCAGAGCUCCAACAAAGUCCGGCACCUCUUCACCCUGACCCAUCAGAGCUCCAACAAAGUCCGGCACCUCUUCACCCUGACCCAUCAGAGGUUCAACAAAGUCCUGCACCUCUUCACACUGAUCCAUCAGAGGUUCACCAAAGUCCGGCACCUCUUCACCCUGACCCAUCAGAGGUUCAACAAAGUCCGGGACCUCUUCACACUGAUCCAUCAGAGGUUCAACAAAGUCCUGCACCUCUUCACACUGAUCCAUCAGAGGUUCAACAAAGUCCUGCACCUCUUCACACUGAUCCAUCAGAGGUUCACCAAAGUCCGGCACCUCUUCACACUUAUCCAUCAGAGGUUCAACAAAGUCCGGCACCUCUUCACACUGAUCGAUCAGAGGUUCAACAAAGUCCGGUACCUCUUCAAACUGAUCGAUCAGAGGUUCAACAAAGUCCGGCACCUCUUCACACUGAUCGAUCAGAGGUUCAACAAAGUCCGAUACCCAUUCACCCUGACCCAUCAGAGGUUCAACAAAGUCCAUCACCUCUUCACCCUGACCCAUCAGAGCUCCAACAAAGUCCGGCACCUCUUCACCCUGACCCAUCAGAGGUUCAACAAAGUCCGGCACCUCUUCACCUUGAUCCAUCAGAGCUUCAACAAAGUCCGGCACCUCUUCACCCUGAUCCAUCAGAGCUACAACAAAGUCCGGUACCCAUUCACCCUGACCCAUCAGAGCUCCAACAAAGUCCGGCACCUCUUCACCCUGACCCAUCAGAGGUUCAACAAAGUCCGGCACCUCUUCGACCUGACCCAUCAGAGGUUCAACAAAGUCCGGCACCUCUUCGACCUGACCCAUCAGAGGUUCAACAAAGUCCGGCACCUCUUCACCCUGAUCCAUCAGAGGUUCAUCAAAGUCUGAUACCCAUUCACCCUGACCCAUCAGAGCUACAACAAAGUCCGGCACCUCUUCACCCUGAUCCAUCAGAGGUUCAUCAAAGUCCGAUACCCAUUCACCCUGACCCAUCAGAGCUACAACAAAGUCCGGCACCUCUUCACCCUGACCCAUCAGAGGUUCAACAAAGUCCGGCACCUCUUCACCCUGACCCAUCAGAGGUUCAACAAAGUCCUGCACCUCUUCACACUGAUCCAUCAGAGGCUCAACAAAGUCCUACACCUCUUCACCCUGACCCAUCAGAGCUACAACAAAGUCCUGCACCUCUUCACCUUGAUCCAUCAGAGAUUCAACAAAGUCUGGCAUCUCUUCACCCUGACCCAUCAGAGCUCCGGAAAAGCCCGGCACUGCUUCAUCCUGUCUCAUUAGAGCUCCAACAAAGUCCUGCACCUCUUCACCCUGACCCAUCAGAGCUCCGAAAAAGCCCGGCACCUCUUCACCCUGACUCAUCAGAGCACCAACAAAGUCCUGCACCUCUUCGACCCGAUCCAUCAGAAGUUCAACAAAGUCCGGCACCUUCUCAUCCUGACUCAUCAGAGCUCCAACAAAUUUGUAAAUCAUCUCAUUCUAAUCGAGUAGACCAUCAAAAAAGUCCACCACCAUCUCACCCUGGUGCAACAGACCUUGAAACAAGGCCUUUGCCACCUUGCCUUGAUACUACAGAAAUCCAGCAAAGUCCUGCGCCAUCUCACCCUGAUCCUACAGAGCUCCAACAAAGUCCAUCACCCUUCAACAGUUGUUCAGCAGAACUCCAUGAAAAUCCUGUGUCAUUUAACCUUGAUCCUACACAACUCCAGGAGAGCCAUACCCCUUGUCCCCUUAGUCCAGCAGAGCUUGAAAGCCCUACACAGUCUCACCUUGGUUCAACACAACCCCAAAAAAGAACUACGCCAUCCCCUCCUGGUCCUGCUGAGCUGCAACAAAGCCCUACCCAUGUGACUUCCAUGCAGGCCCAGUAUAGUCCUUGUCAGCUCAGUUACACCUCUCCUAGCCCUACCCAAAAUUCCACAGAGGAGCAGCUUAUAGCCACAGAGUCUCAGCAGAGUCCAAUGCAGGGUAGUCCCAUGUCUUGUGGCCUUGCACAGUCUACGCACAGCCCUCCACCAAACAGUCCACCCAAGGUUCACCCAAGGCUUGAAGAGCCUCAGCACAGCCCUCCACCUCAGAGUCCUGCGCAGGUAGACCAUGAUAGACCAUGUAGUCCUGCCAACAGCAUCAUCACACAGUCUCAGUACAGUCCCUCACAAAGAUGGAAUAACCCUACACCACAUAGUCCUGCACAAGUCUGCACGUCCCCUCCUCAGAGUCCCACACAGGAAGCUGAUUCUACACUGGACCAGGAGAGACCUGGAUCAAGCAGCCCUGCCCACCUGCUAUGUGGGGCUGCACAGGACAUUUCUACACUGGACCAGGACCCUUCAUUAGUCUACUGUGGGUUCGCCCAGACAAGAAGAAGUCAUGCCUUACUGAGGCCCAUUUCAGCUCCAUGUAGCCCAUCACCGUCCCCACUCAGACCUACACAGUGUAGUUUGUCACAGCCUGCUAGCCCAGUACAGGCCCACUCUAGACAUCCUGUAAGGCCUUUGCAGCACAGCCUGCUUCCCUCUUGGCUUACUGCACAGUUAGAAGUCACUGAGGAAUGCACCCAAACCAAUACAGAGCAUAGCCCUGUACAGCUGAGUUCAAACUUUGAUGGCCAAACACUGGAAAGUACCCCUGCCCUUCUUAGCCCCGCCUCUGAACUGUCCACAGUGCCCCCUGAUAGCCACGGCACAAAUGGUCAACUCCCAAACCACCAUGGUCCUGUUCAGAGUAGUAUGCUUAGCCCCAGCCAUUCUAGCCCCCACCAUGUAUCUGUUAUCUCCACACCAGAAAGCCUUCACAUUAGCACUUCAGCAGAACACAGUAGCCUAACUCUCUCACAUUGUGCUGAUGAAAUGGAGGAAAGUCCUCCCGCAGCUAGCCAAGAUCAUCAGAGACAUGCUCAUGACAGACUGUCAAGCUGCAUGGAAGGUAAAGCUAGCCCCAUACAUAUCCAAGCUAGCUCAGCUAGUGCUAGCCCCACACAUGCCAGUGAAAUGCCUACAAGCGCUACUAGCUCUCUUCGGGCCCAUGCUAGCCCCAUUCCAACAGAAACUAGCCUUGCCUACAUCAGCCCUUUAGCUGCUGAGAGUAGCCCCUUGGCAGUGCUGACUAGACCCACCCACGCUCUCUCGUGUCAGGAUAAGGAGAUGGAGGUAGCUGUCGACCACCCAACUGUUUUUAUUGAGUCAGCAGCUGGUCCCAGUCAUCUUAACUCCACUCCUGGCAGUCCAGUACAUACCAGUGUCACUCACGCUGGCCCAGUCCACACAGACACAAACAGCGGCUGCAGUCUGAUGAGCACCGUAGAGCUCACACAGACUCAGACGAGCCAAAGUCCCACACAUCCUGGUCACUCAAGUCCCUCACAUGUCCAAACUACCUGCAGUCCUUCACAGACUGCUCCAGCUAGCUUUAGUCCUCCACACUGUAGGCAGUCUGGUACUAGCCCAGCUAGUAGUUCUGUAAGCCACAGUCUGAGCAACAUUACCUCAGAGAGCAGUGGCCAGACAGGUCCCCACUCUGCUACUGUGACUGAUGUUUGCAUCUUCCACAGUCCCCCUAGGUCUAGUCCUGCUGGUCAAGCUAGUCCUGUUCACAUACAGAGCACCUCUAGUAGUGCCCACUCAGGUCCUGUCCGAAGACAGAGUCCCUCAUUACCUAACUCGACACACAGCAGCCCUGCACAUGCUUCUGUUGUUUGUGUUAGUCCAUCUCACAGUCCAGCUCAGGCCAGUGAAACUGAUCGUAGACCCGCAGGUAGCCUACAUUACAGCCCAGCUCCAGACACUGGAACCAAUGCUGGCCUUAGUGUGGCACAACUGAGCCCCUCUUUGGCUAGUUCAAGUCUUGAUGUGGACUCUUUGGCCAGUUCCAUAAUCCAGACAUCUGUUCUUCCCAGUGCAGUUCAGGUUGAUCCUGGUCUGGUUAAACCUACAGACCCAGAACCUGCCGGCUUCCAGCCAGAUGCCUCACCUGCUGCUAGCCCCAACCAGGCUAGUCUGAGCCCGGUGAGCCAGUCCCCAGUUAGUCCUAACCCUGCCCCUGACAGGUGUGCAGCUGAAUUUCAACAAAGCACUGCCUUGGUAAGCCCCUUGUAUCAAAGACCCCCCUCCCCUGUUGAUGCUACUUCCACUGAGGCUAGUCUGAGCCACGCCAGCCCUGUCCAUCCUAGACCCACUCAGGAUAACACUGCGAUGCCUAGUCCUCAACCCCCUGCCCCCUCACCGGUCAGUCCUGCUCACACAUUCUCCUCUCAUGCUCCACAGGCUCAAGCUAGUUCUGUGCACAAUAGCCCAGCUGCAAGUCCAGUUUCAGUCCCUACAGAUUCAGGUUGUACACAGACUACCCUAAGUCCUGGUCCUGUCAGUCCUGUGCGGCCAGAAUUUAGUCUCAGUCUUGUUCCUGAUAGCACUAUGAGGUGUGAGGCUAACCCUGCUCCCAGUCCAGUCUGCCCUUCUCUUGUCGCCCCUGUGCCGUCUGAAAACAGCCCUAGUCCUGGUCCUGGUGGCCCUGUGUGGCCUGAUCAUGGUCCAGGAAGCCGGUUUGUUUCCACCCCCGAGCAAGACACAGACAGAGAGAGAGAGUCUGCAGCCACUGUGGACUUCUGUGUGGUGGAGGAACAGAGGAAGACUGAAGAGGAGGAGAUUGACAGAGAAGCUCCACAGCAGGAGGAGGAGGAGCCUCAUCAGACGACAAUGGAGAAAUGGGAAGAGGAGGAGCCUUUUGGGAGGACGGAGGAAGGAGGAGAACAAGACCAGGAGGAAGAACCUCCAUCAGGAGUCCAGUCCGCCUCGGUCCUGAAUGAAGACCAGUCUCCUGCUGCCUCCCCUAUACCUCCUAUGCCUCACUCUGCCUCCCCCCUCCAGCAGCCCUCUUGCUCCCCCCCAUUUUCACCUCUUGCCUUCGCCCUCCCUUCUCCCCAAUCUGAACCUCCUCCUAGAGCUGGUUCUCUGGAGGCCUCCCCUUCAUUUUCCCAUCACAGGACUGCCUUACCCCCCUCCUGCCCCCCCCACACGUCACAUCCUCCCUCCCCUCCUCUGGAGGAUCACUCCCAGGAAGAGGUGCCCACCAAUCAAAGAGGAGUCGAGACUGUGACGGGAGAGGAGGUGGGGCUAGAGGACAAAACACUUUGCAGCCAAUCACAGAGCCAGUUUGAACCUGUUGCUGUGGUAACAGAACCCACCAAAGAUGAGCACCAAUCACGUGCUGAGCCUUCAGAGAGGGAGGAAGAGGAGGAGCCAGCAUCAGACGGGGCGGCCACUCCUGAGGUGGUUGUUGGGCAACAGCCAAUGAGGGAGAGGCAGAAUGUAGAGGAGGAGGAAGAAGAGGAGGAGCAGGGUAGGGAUUAUGAAGAGGAGGAGGAGGAGGAGCCAAGGGAGGGUGCCAAGCAGGAAGACCUAUCAGAUGUGGAGGAGGAGGAACCGGUGAGCCCUGUGCUGGACCUGGAUGCCUCUUUUGACAAGGAGGUGAUGGAGCUGAUGACCUCCUCAUCCCUUCCACCCUCCCUCCUCCACCUCUCCUCCCCCAGCCCACCUCCUCUCUCCCGCCGGGGGAAAGGUCAGACUCUCAGGCCUCCUCCCUGCUCCUCCAGGCCUUCGGACGACCUCUCCAUCCGUCUGAGGCAGUCUCCCUUCUCCACUGAGGCCUCCCCCGAGACCUCCCCCACCAGAACUCCUGUCACCCCGCCUCCGCUCUCUCCACCUUCACCUCCUCUCAGGUCCUCCCCCCCUGCCAGAGAGUCUCCACCUCUCUCCAAGCCCCCGGCCCCUCCCACCACCAUGCUCCCCCUCACUCCUAAGAUCGGCAUGGGGAAACCGGCCAUCUCUAAGAGGAAGUUUUCUCCAGGCAGAGCCAGAGUCAAACAGGGUUCGUGGUGGAGUAAUCGCAGGGCAGUGAGCCCCCCCUCGUCCUCCCAGGAUUCCACGGGGGAGGGAGGGUGGGACAGCCCUAAGCCCCGCCCACCGGACUCCCCCCUCUGGAGCAUGAGAGUGGGCCGUGGUUCAGCGUUUCCAGGCAGGAGGAGGUCCAGAGGAGGAGGUGUUGGAGGAGGAAGAGGAGGGGGCAGAGGCAGGAGCAGACUGAAGACUCAGGACAGUCAGACUGUGUCACCUGGAUGUGGAUAUGUGGAGCCGUUCCAGCCGAAGGAGGAGGAGGAGAACUCGAUGCACAACACAGUGGUGAUGUUCUCCACCUCCGACCACUUCACCCUCAGACAGGACAUGUGUGUGGUGUGUGGUAGUUUUGGUCAGGGUGCUGAGGGCAGACUGUUGGCCUGUUCUCAGUGUGGACAGUGUUACCAUCCCUACUGUGUCAACGUCAAGAUUACACGGGUGGUUCUGACCAAAGGGUGGCGCUGUCUGGAGUGUACAGUGUGUGAGGCGUGUGGCGAGGCUAGUGACCCCGGGCGACUGUUGCUAUGUGACGACUGUGACAUCAGCUACCACACCUACUGUUUGGACCCGCCCCUCCAUACAGUCCCUAAAGGAGCCUGGAAGUGCAAGUGGUGUGUGUGGUGUGUGCAGUGUGGCUCCGCCUCCCCCGGGCUGCACUGUGAUUGGCAGAGUAACUACAGUCGCUGUGGACCGUGUGCCAGUCUGAGCCGCUGUCCACUGUGUCAGAGACAGUACACACAGGACGACCUUAUACUGCUGUGUCAGCAGUGUGACAGGUGGGUACAUGCUGUGUGUCAGGGUCUGACCACUGAGGAUGAGGUGGAGGUUGCUGCUGACGAAGGCUUCGACUGUUCGCUGUGCAGAACACACAGCCGCGGCUCAUACGGGAGGUCAGAGAGUUUUGAUUCUCCCUACAUGGCUCAGAUCAUCUCCAGGAUCAAAGAACCAGACACAAAGACCUACAAUCAGGACGGAGUGUGUCUCACAGAGUCAGGUCUGUCUCACCUGCAGUCUCUUGUUGAACCUCUGACGUCACCACGCAAGUAUCGCAGGUGUAAACCCAAACUGAAGCUGAGGAUCAUCAACCAGAACAGCGUGUCUGUCCUUCAGACCCCCCCUGACCCCCCCGCUGAGCAGGACCACAGCAGAGGUGACUUGGACUGUGAGAUGAAAUCCGACUCCAGCCCCGAGCGAGACCACGCCCACGAUGAUGAUGUCACCAAGGAGCCUGAGGUUACUGACGGCAACAAGAAGAGGAAGAGGAAACCCUACAGGCCAGGUAUUGGGGGGUUCAUGGUGCGUCAGCGUGGAGGGAAGGCGGGUCCCAGCAGAAUCAAACUGUGCAGAAAAGAUUCAGCGGAGACGCUGCUGGGCCGAGACAAAGGCCUGUUGGAUGCUGAGGUUGCCAUAGAGACGGUGCUGCCUGCAGACCAGACCAUGGAGAAGGUGAAGAAGAGAUACAGGAAGAAGAAGACGAAGCUGGAGGAGGCUUUCCCAUCUUAUCUCCAGGAGGCGUUCUUUGGUCGGGAUCUUCUGGACCGGAGUCGGCAGGUGGACAGGAGGGCGGGGCCAGAGACACCAGGCGGCAGCCAAUCAGGAGCGGCAACAGGUGACAUGAAAAGCCCCACCCCUGAUUUACAUGGCCCCUCCCCCUCAGGACUGCUAGUUGGUGCCAUGGCGACCAGCAAGAGACAGGGAACUCUGCCCAUGUCGGAAGAAGCUCUAUUGGAUCUGUCUGAUGUUCUCAACACUGACCCUCACAUACUGGCUACAGGACACACAGGUCAGUUCCAGGUGGAGCGCUCCCCCUCUCCGUUUGCCGGGCUGGACAUCAGCUCCAUGGCCAAUGACUCAUCUUUGACCUCUGAGCCGACAGGAAGUUGUGGGCGUGGCCAGAGGGUGGUGCAGGAGGAGCCUUUGGAUGCCAUCUUGAGUCCUGAGCUGGACAAGAUGGUCACUGACGGUGCCAUCCUCAGCAAACUCUACAAGAUCCCAGAGCUGGAGGGGAAGGACGUGGAGGAGGUGUUCACUGCUGUUCUCAGUCCAAACAGCAGCAACAACCAACCAGAGCAGAGCCAACACACUCACACUGCUGCUGCAGGGAGCAAGACACACACACACCACACAGGCGCUGUGUUUCCACACCUGCCGCUGAUGAACGGCCUGAUGGGAGCUGCUCCUCACUUCCCCAACACUCCCAUGAUGCCCAGCGGAGUCCAGGGUCCAGCAGGCUUUAGGAUGCCCCCUCAUGAAGGCCACGCCCCCGCUCCACUACCAAGCCCCAGCACCGGCCCCCCUGGGCAGGCCUCGGCCAAUCAGGCGGCAGCAGGAGAGGGCGAGCAGGAUGUGAUGUCGACGGCUCAAAGAGGCAUGUUGAAGUGGGAGAAAGAGGAAACUCUGGGAGAGCUGGCCACCGUCGCCCCCGUCCUCUACUGCAACACCAACUUCCCCCAGCUGAGGGAGCAGUAUCCUGACUGGUCCACCAGAGUGAAGCAGAUUGCCAAGCUGUGGAGGAAAGCCAGCUCUCAGGACAGAGCUCCCUACGUGCAAAAAGCUCGUGAUAACCGAGCGGCUCAGCGCAUCAACAAGGUGCAGCUGUCCAACGACCCGCUCAAACGCCACCCGCCCUCACAGCAGCAGCAGCCGCUGCCGCCGCAGCAGCCACAGCAGCCGCUGCCGCCGCCGCUGCCACCAGGACCGUAUGACCCUGUUUCCAUGGAGGCAGAGUUGGCAUUCAAGGACCCACUGAGACCCAAAGAGUCAGAGCAGGAGCAAGAGUGGAAGUUGAGACAGGGAGAGGUAAAUGACAGAUGGGGAGCCGGUAAGAAGAGGCAGGAAAAUCUCCCCCAAAGCAAAGCCCUAAAAUCACCAACAGAUAAAGAUUGUUCCUGCCAGGCAUCUGUAGCAGGAGGUGGCAAAGAGGCUCUGCUCCUGCGUCAGAAGAGUAAGCAGCUGGCUAAGAUGGAGGCGUGUCAGAAGUUGGAGCAGGUGAAGAACGAGCAGCGUCAGCAGCAGCAGCUCCUCGCCACGCAGCGCGUGACGGGAUAUCUGUCCCCUGAGAGUGGCAGCCGCAGCCCCAUGACCCCCGCCCAGCAGCCGGUCGCCGGGGGCAACGCCUCCCCCCUCCAUCCGUCUGCAUCCAGGGAGGCUCAGUCCAGGCAGCACCUCCUCCUGCAGGGGGGCCAGAGUUCAGGACUGGCAGACGACGUCUUCCUCAGACCGCAAGCUCCUCCCCCGUCCGGCUUCUCCUCGCUCCCUCACUCCCCUCACCCCUCCUCCCCUCUCCACCAGCCCCCGUCCUCCCCCCAGAUGUUCUCCCCGCCCUCUUCCCGCCCCUCCUCGCCCUGGGAUCCUUACAGCAAGGUAGUAGGGACUCCUCGCCCCUCCUCCUCCCAGUCUGGUGGUCCCCCCACACCCCAGCAGCAACGUCGCAACUCCCUCAGCGCCUCCCCGGCCCACGAUGCCUUUGGUUCCCCCGCACGGUCCCCCGACGCCAAGACUUCCGAUGUCUCCAGGGCCCUGGGACCCCAACCAGGGCUGCAGCAGAGCAGAGCAGGUGUGCUGAGCUCCGCCCCCGACCACACAGGUAGACAUGUUGUUGUCCGAACAGCGGAGACGUACCAGAGGACUCCUCACAGCGGUAACCUCCGUAUGGGGGGGUCUGAAUCCUUCGGCCGUCCUGGUGAACUGUUCCAGGGUGGGGUGUUUAAAGCCCCUAUGCCCCCCCAGCACCAGCAGGAGGUGUUUAUAGGAGGAGGAAGGAGGGACCCGUCCAGACCCACAGACCUGGGCUUUGCCCUCCCCCAGUCGCAGGACCCCCCCUUCCCCUCCAGUCCACUGUCAGGACUGGGGUCUCCCCACCGAAGCCCCUAUGCCCAGACGCCCGGCACGCCCCGCCCUGACUACAGCCAGCAGGCCACCGAUCCCUUCACCCAGCAGUCACCUUUGACCUCCCGGCCCUCUCCUGACCCCUAUGCCAACCCCCAGACACCUGGCACACCACGCCCACACUCUGACCCUGCCUACCUCUCCACGCCGCCUGCACUGCGACUGGACCAGUACAACCAGCAGUCUGCUAACCGCCGACCGUCCCCCUCCCACCCAGCCCUUGACCCCUACGCCUCCAACCCAGGGACGCCCCGCCCCUCUGUCACAGAGCGCUUCCCUCGAUCACCGGGGAGUCAGCGGAGCGCCGACCCCUACGCGCAGCCUGUCGGUACGCCGCGACCCUCGCCCGACCCCUACACCCAGCAGCCCUCCACGCCGCGGCCACAGAAAGCCCCCGAGCCCUUCAUCCCGGCCCCAGUGGAGAGCUUCACCCCUCAGCCUGCAGGACCAGGGUCCUCCCCUCUGGCUCCAGGACUGUCUGGAGAGACCUUCACCUCGACACACCCCCAGUUGCAGCAGUCUCCAGGAAGACAACAACAACAACAGGACUCAUUUCCCAGAACCCCCAGCAGCCAGACCCCAAAGCACCCUGGCAUGUCAGAGGAAGGCGGGUUCUCUGGUUUGGCCAGUCAGACCCCGGGUCACGACCCCUUCGAGCAGGGUCACAUGACACCAGGCCCCUCACAGACAGACAAGACGGCAGCCAAUGAAAUGACAGCAUUGGGUGUGGCCUCUUUAGAUGGACCAAUGAGCAUGCUCCCUCAGCCUGGUGACUCAGAAGAGAAGCUAAGACAGCGUCAGCGGCUGCGGCAGCUCAUCCUGAGGCAGCAGCAGCAGAAGAGUGCGUUACGGCAGGAGAAAGGUCUCCAGGAACCAGGUUCAGGACCAGCUGCCCCCCCCGCUGGUCCACCCGGCCCUGCUUCAGGUUCAGGAACACCCCGUCACUGGUCCCAGGAGGACUCCUCCUCGGCUCCUCCAGCAGACCUGUUUGGACGCCCACCGCCCCCCUAUCCCGGCACCGUGAGGCCCGGUGGGCCGGUGGUGUCUUUAGCCCCCAGGUUCCCUGGGGGUUUCCCAGGGGAGCAGCAGAGGGGCUACACCCCCAGCGAGGCUCCCUUUCCUAGGCAGAGCCUCCCCAGAGAGCUGGGUGUCAGAGGACCAGUCCUGAGGAUCGCUGGUUCUCCAGGACUUCCGGGACCUCCAGCCGGCCUCCAGGACUCCUUCCUGCGUCCUCCCCAGGGUUCUCUGCCUGGAUCUGGACUCGCUGUGGAGGGAGUUCCUGUCCAGAUGAGAAGGCCGAUUCACGGAGAGUUCAGUGGCAUCCGACCGCUGACCGCUCCCAGUGCUCACCCACACAUGAUGCCAGGUGUCCCCCAGCCAUUCCUCCCACGCUCCCUCCCCAUCCAGCAGCACAGCAUCAUGGGACAGCCCUACAUCGAGCUCCGUCACCGGGCCCCUGAGAAUCGCCUCAGGAUGGCCUUCUCUCUGCCCGUGGCCCCGGACCCCGAGGCCCCUCUGCUGCACCCCAGAGACCCCCAGCCGUCUCUGGUCCGGCCCGGUCAGGGGGCCAGGAUGGGUGAGACGCCUCUGGGCCAGCAGAUGGUGAUGGCGGGCGGCGUGGAGCAGCUGAACCAGCAGGAACAGCAGCACCUGGGACACACGGCGGCUCUGACUCAGAGCGGCGACUCAACACUCCCGGGGGCUGAUGUGAUAGAGGAGCACCUGGAGGGAGAGGACUCGGCCGUGAAGGAUCUGGAGGACGUGGAGGUGAAAGACCUGGUGGACCUGAACCUGAACCUGGACCCAGAGGAUGGUAAAGAGGACCUGGAUCUGGGUCCUAACGACCUCCACCUCGAUGACUUCCUGCUGUCAGGGAAGUUUGACCUGAUUGCCUACGCUGACCCCGAGCUCAACCUGGAGGACAAGAAGGACAUGUUCAACGAGGAGCUGGACCUGGAGCCGGUGGAGGAGAAGGACGGAGCUGGCGGGUCCAGAAAGACACAUAGCCACGCCCCCCUGGUCGGCCAGGUGAAACAGGAAGUGAUGGACGGUGUCAAGACAGAAGACCUCACAACACAACCUGGGGUCGUCGCCACCAGUAGUCCUCCUGGACCUCCUGGAGGUCCAGGGACCAAGGCAGCCGGCUCCUCUGCCCUCCUCACCAAGGAGAAGGUGGAGGACUCUGGUUCAGCUCUCCAGGCCCAGGAACAGGCUCCCAGGGUUCACCCCCCCAUGUCUGCAGGGCAACAGUCUGUCUUCCAGGAGCAGCAGAGACCCUUUGGACCCUCCGCCUCAGCUCUCCUCACCCCCCACCCUCAGGGUCUCCCGGUGUCUCCUCACCCCAGUCUGCCUCCUCAGGGCCCCCCCGCCCCACCUCACUCGCUGUCCCUUCAACCCAUAGUUCUCAACCCCCAGACCCAGGGCCAGACUGUCUUCCUCCAGAACCAGAACCAGGUGCAGAACCAGAACAAACUCAGGCCCCUGCUCCUUGAGGAGCAGCCCCUCCUCCUACAGGACCUCCUGGACCAGGAGCGUCAGGAGCAGCAGCAGCAGAAACAGAUGCAGGCCCUGAUCAGACAGAGGUCCACCUCAGACCCCCUGUUCCCCAACAUGGCAGACUUUGACUCCAUCACUGACCCCAUCAUGAAGGCUAAGAUGGUGGCUCUGAAGGGCAUCAACAAGGUGAUGACUCAGGGCAACCUGGCACUGAACCCCAUGGUCAUCAACAGUGUCCGGUUCCAGCAGGCUCCGGCUCCAGGGGCUCCUGUGGCUCCCGGGGCUCCUGUGGCUCCUGUGGCUCCCGGGGCUCCUGUGGCUCCUGUGGCUCCUGUGGCUCCCGGGGCUCCGGGGAACGAAGGCACUCCUCACCCUCCACAGCUGCUUGAACAGGACGCCAAGGUGAACCCUCAGCUGGUGCGGCCCAACCCCCCCAGCUUUGGCCCAGGCUUUGUCAACGAGUCUCAGCGACGUCAGUAUGAGGAGUGGCUGGGGGAGACGCAGCGCCUCCUGCAGAUGCAACAGCGCCUCCUGGAGGACCAGAUCGCCGCCCACCGCAAGACCAAGAAAGCUCUCUCUGCCAAGCAGAGAACGGCCAAGAAGGCGGGCCGAGCGUUUGCAGAGGACGAUGCAGCCCAGCUCCGCUACAUCACCGAACAGCAGGGGGCGGUCCAAAAACAGCUGGAGCAGAUCCGGAAGCAGCAGAAGGACCACGCGGAGCUGAUCGAGGACUACAGGACCAAGCAGCAGCAGCAGCAGCAGCAGCAGCAGAGAGCUCUGCAGCAGCAACCACCACCUGCUGCCCCCCCCAUGCUGCCUGCAGGAGUGCCCCCCAUUCCCCAGACCCUGCUCCCCCAGCCCAUGGCGCCCAUGCAGCCGCACCCAGGCGGCCCCACCCCAGCCUGCGUCCCUAAUGUCCCUCCUGGUUGGACCCCAGGGGGCGGGGCUCCAGGGGUGAUGGGGCAGAGGAUUCCACCUCAUCUGCCCGCUCAGAUGCCACCCACCCUGACUAACCCCCCCCAGGCUUCCCCACAUACCCAGACCCCUCAGGUCAUGGUGCCCAACCUCGCUCCUCCAACAGCGGCCUUCAACACAGGCCCCAGGGCCCCCCCUGGAGGGCCCAAUGUAGCAGCAGGAGACGGAGCCACCCCCACACCUCAGGUGAAGUUUGACGACAACAACCCGUUCAGUGAAGGUUUCCAGGAGCGGGAGCGGAGGGAGCGGCUGAGGGAGCAGCAGGAGAGGCAGAGGGUCCAGCUGAUGCAGGAGGUGGAGCGUCAGCGGGCGCUGCAGCAGAGACUGGAGCAGCAGAGCAUCCUGGGAGCCGGAGUCACAGCCACGCCUCCAGCUGGAGCUCGGGUCGGGCAAACAUCUGGACCUGGUCCUGUGGGGGCAGCACCUGCCCCGGGCGGGGACAGCCUCUCACAGAUGCCUUUCUUCAGCUCUGAGCUGCCCCAGGACUUCCUCCAGUCCCCCCCGGCCUCCAGACCUCCACCACAGCACCAGGGCCAGGUGGGGGCACCGUUCCCCCAGCAGGUGGGCCUCCACCAGGGUUUCACAGGACCCCUGCACCCUGGACCGCUCCUGGCUUCAGGUCUGCAGCCUGGUGUCACAGCAGAACGUGGCAGGGCCUUGACUGAACAUGGACCCCCCAUGGACGUGGCUCCUUCAAACCUCCAGACCAGACUGAGGCCCCCAGGCCCCGCUGGGCCCUCCAUCCAAGGACAGGGACGCCCAGCUGGGAUAGGCACUGCAGGAAUGACCCCCUCCCAUCCUGGGGGUCAGGGUCAUCGAUUUGGACACGACUCCUCCUCUUCCUCCCCAUUGAACCCCCUCCCCCCCUCUUUCCCCUGCUCCUCCUCUGGAGGCCCCUCCUCCCUCAUCCAGCUCUACUCUGACAUCAUCCCUGACGACAAACCAAAGAAGAAGAGGACCAGGAAGAGGGAGGGAGACGACGCCACGGGGGGAGGGGGAGCCAGGACGCCCCUGUCCUCCCACUCUGAUGACAUCACUGCCCCGCCCACCCCAGCGGUCUCUGAUACUUCCUGCUCCACGCCCACUCGGGGCAGCCUGGACCAAUCAGACGCCUUUCCUGGUCUGGCCCCAUCGUCCGAGUUGGAGAGGCAGCUGUCGGUCAGCUCUGCAGCCCAGCAAAGAGCCUCUGUCCUGGGCAUGGAGUGUCAGCGGGGCCCCCUGUCUGCGGCUCGUCUGGAGGUCAAGGAGGAGUGGGAGGAGGGCGGAGCUUGUGGGGGUGGUGUGGUUAAGAUGGAGGAAGGGGGGGGGGAGGGAUUCUCUUCCCCAUCCCCUCUCCACGGGGGAGGUAAAGACGGAGACGGUGGGAAGGAGCUGCUCAGACACCUGCUGAAGGACAAAACCUCACCGGCCUCCACGCCAUCACCCACCAGCCAGGCCACACCCACUGCCCGCCACCAGCUGUCCAAUGAGAGCGCCCGGUCCGAGGAGGAUGACAGGCCUGGUUCCCAUAACAACAUGGUGACCAUGAACAGUCCAGCUCCAGACCUGCUGGACUCCUCGGGCAGGAAGAAGACUCAGCGCUGCAAGAGACUGUCCCGUCCCGAGAAGGACCGAGCUCCUCCCAAAUACAAGAGGAGGAAGAAGGAGGAGGAGGAGAAGACGCUCCACUCCACCUCUGACCCUCUGAUGACUCACCUCAGACAGCUGUCGGUGCUGCCCCUGAUGGAACCGGUCCUGGGGGUGGAUCUGAGUCUGUUCCCCCCAUACGGCAGCUCCUCGCUGGGCAGAGACUCCAGACUGACGGGCUCCUUUGGGAACGGCUGUCUGGACGGAGUCACCGACUACUACUCCCAGCUCAUAUACAAGCAGAAUAACCUCAGUAACCCCCCCACCCCGGCCUCCCUGCCCCCCACCCCCCCGCCUGUUGCCAGGCAGAAGCUGGUGAACGGCUUCGCCACAACGGAGGAGCUGACCAGGAAGGAGAUCACAGAGCAGGACGUGAAAGGUGUGUCAGGUCUGAAGCAGAAAGGGGAGGAGCUUCUGGCUUUAAACCAUGCCUCCAAGACAGUAGACGUCCCCGCCUCCCUGCCAACCCCACCCCACAACAACCAAGAGGAGAUCAGGGUCCAGGACUCGUCGGAGCGGGACAGCCCAGACGGCUUCGUCCCGUCAUCGUCUCCGGAGAGUGUGGCAGACAUGGAGGUCAGCAGGUACCCCGACCUCUCCUUCAUCAAGCUGGAGCCACCCUCGCCCUGUCCCUCGCCCACAAUACCCAUCAUGCCCUGCGCCUGGGGAAAAGGCUCUGCAGUGAAACAGGAAGUGAAGGCGGAGCCUAACCAUCAGGAUCCUCCCUCCUGCUCCAACACAGACCUGGUUACCAUAGCAAUAACCCUGAACCCUGUGGCAGCUCAGAAUGUUGCAGGUGUGAUGGCGGCGGUGGCGGAGCUGCUGAGGGUCCCCGUCCCCGUCAACUACCAGCUGAGCCGACCGGCCGGCCCCGAGCGCAGCUCCCUGGCUCUGUUGGCCGGAGUACGAGUGCCACUGACUCAGGGUUCAGCAGGCAGCAGACAGCAAAGACCUCCACCUGGACACACAGGUGUCAGGAUGGACUACAACCAACAUGGCGGCUCCCCCGCUGCUGCCAGGCCUCAGUGUUGCAGCUACUGCAAGGUGCUGCUGGGAAAUGGAGUCCGUGUGGUCAAAGAGCUCAAACAGGAGGGUCAGUCCACACCAGGGUCCAGCCUGGUGUUCUGCAGUCCACACUGCUCUGCUCUCCACACAUCGGACCCCCAGAGCAGAGCUGCAGGAAACAAGUCUGUGGUCCCCGUCCUGCUGACCAGCUCUGAGCGCCCCCCUCCCUGCAUAGUGACGCACCAGUACACCAACAACAUGUCCUCCAUCGCCGUGCACUCCCUCCCCCAAGCUCCCCCCUCACCCCCCCCCCCUUCCUCCUCCUCCUCCCCAGAACUCUCCUUCCCCCCUGCCUGUGCCAUUACCAUGGAGACCAGGCCCCGUAUGGACAGCCUGAAGGUGAAGGUGAAGUUGAAGCCCCGCCCCCGCGCGGUUCCAGGUGGGGAGGACUUGUUUCGGCAUGUGAAGAGGAUGAAGAGUUCCCGCUGGAGACGCUGGAGCAUCAGCAUCACACUGAGCCGGGGUCCUUGCAACCCUAACGAGGCAGUUGCCUUGCCAACCGAUGAGGAAGUGGACAUACUGUUUAAAAAGUUGGGGGUGUGUCUUCGUCCCGACCCGUUACCCAAAGAUCAGCGAAGGUGCUGCUUCUGUCACCAGCAGGGAGAUGGACAGACAGACGGACCGGCCAGACUACUGAACCUGGACCUGGACCUGUGGGUCCACCUGAACUGUGCUCUGUGGUCCAGCGAGGUCUACGAGACUCAGGCUGGCGCUCUAAUCAACGUGGAACUGGCUCUGAGACGAGGUCUGACUCUGCGCUGCGCUCACUGUCAGCACACCGGAGCCACGAGCGGCUGCAACCGUCUGCGCUGCACCAACACCUACCACUUCACCUGCGCACUGCAGGCCCACUGCACCUUCUUCAAGGACAAGACGAUGCUCUGUCACCUCCAUAAGCCCAGGACAGUUCCUCUCAGUGGGGACAGGUCUUCCAGCGGCUCCCCCUCCUCCACUCCAGGACCGACCCCUGACCUUGCGGCGAUGGUGGCCUCUGACCCGUACGACUCGGAGCUGCGCUGCUUCGCUGUGUUUCGACGAGUGUACGUGCAGCGGGACGAGGCGCGGCAGAUCGCCGCCGUGGUGCAGCGCGGUGAGCGGCAGCACACCUUCCGAGUCGGCAGCCUGUUGUUCCGCGCUAUCGGCAGGCUCCUCCCUCAGCAGAUGAAGGCCUUCCACAACCAGACCGCCAUCUUCCCCGUCGGUUACCAUGCCAACCGCAUCUACUGGAGUAUGCGCCACAGCAGCAGACGCUGUAAGUACAUGUGCUACAUCGAAGAGAAGGAGGGUCAGCCGCUGUUUAAAGUGAAGGUGGUGGAGAAGGGACAUGAUGACCUCAUACUGACCGGACCAACACCUAAAGCUGUGUGGGACCAGAUACUGGAACCAGUAUCACAGAUGAGAUCCUCCAGUGGGACUCUGAAGCUCUUCCCAGUUUACCUGAAAGGAGAAGAUCUGUUCGGUCUGACCUCAUCUGCAGUGACCAGGAUCAUUGAGUCUUUGCCAGGUGUGGAGGCCUGUGAGCGUUACACCUUUCGUUACGGCAGGAACCCUCUCAUGGAGUGGCCUCUGGCCUUCAACCCGUCAGGCUCGGCCCGCUCUGAACCCAAAGCCUAUCAGGCCAAGAGACCGAACCUGCUGACCAGCAUCGCUGCCAGGUGCCAGGGCUCGGUGGGCUCCAUCGUGGGCCUCGUCCCCGGCGUCAUCUCUCUGUCUCCAGGUGAGUCUGUGGCGGGAGCUCACCAGGGACGCCACUCCAAGUCCUCGCAGUACCGACGCAUGAAGGCCGAGUGGAAGAGCAACGUGUACCUGGCCCGCUCCCGCAUCCAGGGUCUGGGUCUGUACGCUGCCAGAGACAUUGAGAAAUGCACCAUGGUCAUCGAGUACAUCGGCACCAUCAUCAGGAGUGAAGUGGCCAAUCGCAAGGAGAGGCUGUACGAGUCACAGAACCGUGGUGUGUACAUGUUUCGGAUCGACAACGACUACGUGAUCGACGCCACCAUCACUGGAGGACCUGCCAGGUACAUCAACCACUCCUGUGCUCCCAACUGCAUCACAGAGGUGGUGUCUGUGGAGAAGGAGAACAAGAUCAUCAUCAGCUCCUGCAGACGCAUCCAGAGAGGAGAAGAGCUGUCCUAUGACUAUAAGUUUGACCUGGAAGACGAUCAACAUAAGAUUCCGUGUCACUGUGGAGCCGUCAACUGUCGCAAAUGGAUGAACUGAAAACACACACACACACACACACACACACACACACAGGCAGCUCUCUCUCUCUCAUCUCGGUGCUGAAGCUGGAUGUCGACCGCCCACUUGUCUGUGGGCAGGGCUCGACUUCAUAUCAGAAAUGAAUCUAAUAAUAAAACUGAUUGAUCCAGGUUUGAUCAGAGAGAUAAUGUUUGGGUUUGACAGGUGAGGGGGCGGGUUAUAUAUCAGGGUGGGCGGGGACAAAUAUGGUCAGGUGAGUGAUUGGCAGGUGAGGGGGCGGGGCUAAUGAAGAGGCUGGUCCUCUGUGUGUAUAUUGAGUGUAAAUGAAGCACAGAUGUAAAUGUGAGUGUAAACGCCACUGAAAUAACGACCGCCGUCAAAGGGACGUUUAUUAAUGAACUUGCACUAAAACAGAAAACUAAAAAAAACAGAUUUCCAGAGAAACAUACUUGAUUCCAUGAGUCGCUUUCUUCCUCCUCCUCCCCCUCCUCUCCCUCCUCUCCCUGCGUUUUGUUAAUUUCCUGUAAAAUAAGAGAUUUUUUUCUUUUUGUAUUUAUUACUGAAUGAAGCUAUUUUCUAAAUCCAUGAUGAGUUCAAGGUCUGGAGUCACAGUGUGUAAAUAUCUGUACCAUAAAUUAAGGAAACAGAAAGUUUAGAAAUCACUCCACCGAGAACUACCUGAACAUCCUCAUCCUCACCUUCAUCACCUGCCGAUCAGAGCGCUCUGCUGUUUGCGUUUUAAAUAAAGUUUCACUUUUUCUGUUUCCUGUCCCUGGCGGAGGCGCUGCGUUCUGAUUGGACAAAGACUGUGAACAGUCGGGCAGGUUUCACUGCGGCCUUCAUCUGACUUCAGUUUCUUUGUUUUUCUGGUUGCAGGCGUCUGUGUGCAGAUUUUUAUUUUGUUUGUUUGUUUGUUUGUUUGUUUGUUUGUUUUCUCCGUGGCGUCACUUUGUGUUGUGGAGUUCAGUCCUGCUGCCGUGUACAUAUGAGGUUUUAUCAGGACGUGUACAGAUAGACGACAUGAAGCCUUGUAUUUGUUUUUGUUUUUUAUUAUUGGACGUAAACAGAGUGUGAUGAUGAUGAUGAUGAUGAUGAUGUUUGUUUGUUUUUGGGAUAAAUGUGGAAUCUGAUUUAGAAUCAUUUACAGAAAAUAAAAUAUUUUACAUCUUGAACAAACAA